AUAAAAAUCUGUCAAUUUCAGACUGUUUGAUAGUUUACGGAGAGUAGAAAGUGUUUCUAAAUAGUUAAUUUCUUUUAAGUAAACAAAAUGGAUCUAGCCCGACUACCUAACGACAAGAAAUUACAACUUUGCCGGUGGUAUUUCAAAGUGGGCUGCCUGCUGCUUCCAUUUGUGUGGGCCGUGAAUGCUAUCUGGUUCUUCAAAGAGGCAUUCCUUAAGCCUCCGUAUGAUGAACAGAAACAAAUCAAGAAAUAUGUCCUAAUGAGUGCAGUCGGAGCUAUAGCCUGGGUGGCUGUGUUUGCUGUCUGGAUCACGGUCUUCCAGCUGCAGAGGGUUUCCUGGGGCGCUACAGGCGACGCCCUCUCCUUCAUAGUGCCGCUUGGACGGGCUUAGUGUGAAGUGCAGUGAUAUUAGCGAUGAAGUGAAGUGACAAGUGAACUAUUCUAUAGAGAUUUGUGUACUCAAGAUCAAUUCACGCUGAAACAUGAAGAUUCUGUUAACGCCAGUCGCUAAACGCGUCGCAUUAAAUAUGUAUUUUAUAGCGUAGGCAAUAAAGUUGA
Molecule: messenger RNA, 560 nt
Organism: Spodoptera exigua (beet armyworm)
Lineage: Eukaryota; Metazoa; Arthropoda; Insecta; Lepidoptera; Noctuidae
Source: the annotation of a GenBank genome assembly